AUGGGGAGAAGAAGAGAUAAAGAGUUACCCAAGAAGGAUGGUGUUGUCACCAGGUGGCAGUGCUCGAUGACGUUAUUGGCAAUAGUGCUCGAUGGUGUCGCUGGCAGUGUUCGAUGGUUAGUGACUGGCACGGUUGGCGGCGCUAGCGGAGGGAUGAGAAUGUCACUAACAGAGAUAGGAGAUUGGGGGAUAAAGAAUUAUGGAGAAAGAGGGGUGUUGCUAGAUAGAGAAGAGAAAUAG
Messenger RNA from Ilex paraguariensis (yerba mate), 240 nucleotides. The record is from the annotation of a GenBank genome assembly. NCBI's taxonomy places the organism in Eukaryota, Viridiplantae, Streptophyta, Magnoliopsida, Aquifoliales, Aquifoliaceae.